This is a messenger RNA of Trichomycterus rosablanca, 1713 nucleotides long. It is a transcript of the gene prodh2, whose product is annotated as proline dehydrogenase 2. Bases 221 to 1630 code for a protein of 469 amino acids. Lineage: Eukaryota; Metazoa; Chordata; Actinopteri; Siluriformes; Trichomycteridae. Gene Ontology annotation, cellular component: mitochondrion. The transcript is spliced from 11 exons. The record is from RefSeq and is a predicted model, not a curated record. Gene Ontology annotation, molecular function: proline dehydrogenase activity; FAD binding.
CAUGGGCAAACUACCCACCGAAUUGACACAUUUCAUCACUCUGUUUUACUUGUAUUGUAUAUGAAACACUUAUGUGUUUGGUGCUGUGGGUUUGGACCUCUAAAGAAGACACAAAAGACUCCAUUACCAGACUGCCUGUUUACUGAAUAUCUAUUUGGAACUGUUUGAACUCCUGUUGAUAAAGAAGAACUGUGGAAAUACAUAAAAACACUCGUCAAAGAUGUCUUCAGUUUUUCGGCCAAGCGUGACACGAUACCGUACGACUCUGCGCAUCAUGGGCGUCCGUGCAUUGUCAUCGGAACAUGUGGGUUUGGAACCCUUCAGGGACCGUGAACCAGUUCCCCGUGAUCUGCUGACCUUUAAGGACCCGCGUGCUUUUCAGGCGAAAAGCUGGUGGGAGCUCGUUCGAGCUCUGGGGGUUUUUAGACUCUGUUCUUUUCCUGUGCUGGUCAAUAACUGUGGAAAGCUUAUGUCAAUCACACAGGCCAUCCUGGGUAAAAAAGCUUUCGCUUUCCUCGUUCGGCCAUUUGUGUACGCCCAGUUUGUUGCUGGGGAGACAGAGCAAGAGAUCGGAGCGUCCAUGGAAAAGAUGAGAUUGCUCGGUCUGCAGCCCAUGUUAGCCGUCCCUAUUGAGGAGGACCUGGGAGAAAGCACUGGAGAGCAGAGGUAUGAAGACAAUUUGACAGCCAUGUUGGAGUGUGUCCGCAUGUCUUACAGUAACGCCUGGAGCAAAGAUCCCAUGAUGCAGCUGAAGAUCACUGCCCUGGUCAGCCCAGAGCUUUGUGUUAAAAUGACCUCCUUGCUGAAGAAGCAAGACUAUGGUCUGGAGCUGUUGGUUCGAGCCAUGGAUGGAGAGGUUGUUACAUUUCCAGGUCUCAGCGAGAGUGAAAACACACAUUUUUUACAUGGACUCAGAAGACUGACUCAAAUUGGGGAGGCGAGUGUUAACAAGGUCAGAGUUCUGGUGGAUGCUGAGUACACCUACAUGAACCCCAUGAUUUCUUUCAUCGCCAUGGCCAUGAUGAAGAAGUUUAAUCAAGACUAUGCUUGGAUCUGGAACACCUACCAGUGCUACUUGAAGGAGUCAAAAGAGCUUUUGAUGGAGGCUAUCCGUCUUUCUGUGGACCAGUCUUUCUGUCUCGGGGUGAAACUCGUAAGAGGCGCAUAUAUGGACAAGGAGAGGAAACUGGCUGAGAAAGAGGGACGAACGGACCCCAUUCACCAGUCCUGGGAGCACACAAAUAACAGCUACAACGGAUCUCUAGAGCUUCUGCUGAACCUCAUCUCCCAACAACCUGACCGCUACAAGAUGAUCGUAGCCACUCACAAUGAAGAAUCAGUGAGAAAAGCAGUGACCCGGAUGACUGAAUUAGGGAUUGCUCGAAACGCGGGAUUAGUGUGCUUUGGUCAGCUGCUGGGAAUGUGUGAUCAUGUAUCUCUUACUUUGGCUCAGCAGGGUUUCUCUGUGUAUAAGUCGGUACCUUACGGCUCUGUGGAUGACACGCUGCCCUACCUGGUACGUCGGGCUCAGGAGAACCGCACCGUGCUGCAGGGCAUCCGCAAAGAAAGAGACCUGCUGAGGCAAGAGCUUCGGAGAAGAGUCCUGGAGAAGAUCGUUAGAGCCAAAUAGAGCUCAGACAUUUAGAAUGAGUGAAAUAAGGAAAGGUGUCUGGAGUGGUUUACUGAAAUAAAGAUAUAGCUAACUAAUGAGAA